Molecule: messenger RNA, 750 nt
Organism: Pyrenophora tritici-repentis Pt-1C-BFP
Lineage: Eukaryota; Fungi; Ascomycota; Dothideomycetes; Pleosporales; Pleosporaceae
Product: ThiJ, putative intracellular protease-amidase
Cellular component (GO): cytoplasm
Molecular function (GO): glyoxalase III activity
Source: RefSeq, a predicted model, not a curated record
AUGUCUAAGCCAAGCAUUCUCUUCGUUCUUACCUCCCACAACAAGCUCGGCGACACGGGCAAGCCCACUGGCUGGUACCUCCCCGAGCUCGCGCAUCCCUACCACGUCCUGCGCAACAAAGCCAACAUCACCGUCGCAUCCCCUAAGGGUGGCGAAGCCCCCCUCGACCCCGCGUCCGUCGAAGCCUCAAAAGACGACGUCUCCGUCAACUUCCUCAAGAAUGACGAGCAAGUAUGGAAGACGACACAAAAGCUUGCCGACUUCAAGGGCAAGGCCAAGGACUUUGACGCCAUCUUCUACGUCGGCGGCCACGGCCCCAUGUUCGAUCUCGUCGACGAUGCCACAUCCCAGCAGUUGAUCAGGGAGUUCUGGGAAGCGGAUAAAGUUGUUUCGGCAGUGUGCCACGCACCCUCCGUCUUCUACGACGCGAAACUGAGCGAUGGAAGCUUGCUGAUCGCCGGCAAGGAAGUCACGGCUUUCACCAAUGCCGAGGAGGAGCAGGCGGGCCUCACCAAGGCUGUGCCGUUUUUGCCCGAGGAUGCGCUGAACAAGGCGAGUGGAGGCAAGUUUGUCAAGGCGGCAGAGCCUUGGGGCGAGAAGGUUGUCGUCUCUGGAAGAUUGAUAACUGGUCAGAACCCCGCGAGUGCUACUGGUGUCGCCGAGGCUAUCGCAAAGGCAUUGGGUAUCUAAGACAGAAUAUCUAGCCUAGCAACCAUAUAGGGUUAGCUCAAUGAAAAAAUAAUGUAAUGA